This is a messenger RNA of Anopheles coluzzii, 8940 nucleotides long. RefSeq names its product MAP kinase-activating death domain protein (gene Rab3-GEF). The record is from RefSeq and is a predicted model, not a curated record. Bases 1599 to 7775 code for a protein of 2058 amino acids. Gene Ontology annotation, molecular function: guanyl-nucleotide exchange factor activity. Gene Ontology annotation, cellular component: cytosol. Lineage: Eukaryota; Metazoa; Arthropoda; Insecta; Diptera; Culicidae. Gene Ontology annotation, biological process: regulation of apoptotic process; regulation of Rab protein signal transduction. The transcript has 17 exons.
CGUGAAGCAAGCUUCAACUUUAUGGCAAACACGGUUAGUAGCACUGUUUUGAGACAGCAGGGCAACUUUCGCGUAUGCGAAAUUAGCAAAACUUGCUAUUCAUUAUUAUCAUGAUUUAUUUUCGAUGUAUAUUUUUGCGUUCGCAAUCGCAAUUCGAAAGUCGGCACUGUCGUCUAUGUUGCACAGUCAGUGUUGAUGGCAGGGAGCGUAAGAGCGACCUCUUCCACGCGAGAGCUCUGAGCUUGUUCCGUGACGUAUCAUGGGUGUCAUCUGUUUUAAGUAUUCUCAUCCGGAAUAUGAUAUUUUGUUAUUUUGCGCGUUUUUUUUUCAAUGAAGAAAGUGUGGUCUAUACGAUCAGAGUAAGCAUAAAAAAGUAUAAUUGUAGAAAAUAUGUAAAUAUAAAUAAUGAUUAACAAAAACGUAUAUUUUAUGUCUCAAAAAAGUUUGUGCUGUAAUGAGCUACGCCAUUACCGAGCGCAAGGAUCGUGCGGAGUGUUUGGAGCUCAAGAACAAUUCACUUUAUAUUGAACAAACGAGCUCCUCUGCUCUUUGAAAAGAGUUACUUGGCACAGCAACACUGAUCAAUAUGCACAUAAAAAGCAUGCAACAUUCUACUGGUUAAUAUGGUGCCAUCGUUGUGCUGAUGUUUGCCAGUGUGACCGUACGGUAGACUUUUAUUUUGUAGGAAGUUAUAAGUACUAGCUCCAUCUACAGUGGAUUGCGCUGUACUAUUUCAGGUUCCUGUACAUCUGAAAAGGGGCAGAAAAUUCGCAGCGCCUGCGCCUGGUUUUGAUACCAGGCUGCGAGCGAGACACACACACACAGCUCGCACUGCUUUGUCCAUGCUUAGAAGCGGGAUAGAAAUGCAGCGAACCACACUGGGUGAAAGAGGCUACGCUUGCUUAUCGGGGAAAACAAAUAUGGCGUGCCUAUUUUCCUCCACGGCUGUGUGAAAAAUAAGCAACCAGUCAACAACGAAAACUCGAGCAGUGCAGUCGAACAGGACCGCACUGUCCGGACCUGUAUUUACAAAGGCAAAAAGAGAGAGAGAGAGAGAGAGAGAGAGAGAGAGAGUGCGUGUGUGUGUUGUGGGGUAGAGAGAAAGAGAAAUACAGAAUUCUGCUGGGUUGGUAGAUGAUGUAAAACAGUUCGGUUUCAUAUGCUCCAGCUCCAGCAGUAGGGCUGGUGCAAUUAGUCGAGCGUCAAAAACCAUGCCCCAGCAGCGCAAUCAGCAGUAGAAGGUGUGCAUUGUAACAUUAAUGUGUUAGUGGUAAUACAUUUAGAAAAGCCUUUCAGUAGGUCCAUAAUGGUAGUGUAGUUAAAUAGUAAUCAUUCUGGCAACGUUUAGAGACACAUACCAGAAUCUUCCCAUGUGGUUCACAUCUUGCCAAGAAAGAAAAAGUAACGUGAACCACUCUGUGCACACGGGAUACAUGCUUCCCUUGCUAAAUUUAGCAUUUGGCCAGGACAGCCGACGUCAGACGUUGCAGGCGCUAGCGGGAAGCGUCUAGCUUUACCGUAUAUUAGCGGGUGGAGGCGGUGGUGAGUAGCUACCUUUUUCUGCAACACGUCAGCGGCAGCGGCAACAGCGCGUCACGAUGGCAGAACAGCAGCAACGUGACUCGCUCUGCCCACGGUUGAUUGAUUACCUGGCAAUCGUUGGGGCGCGCACGACGGUCGUCGCACGUUCCGGAACUGGCAACGCUGCCCCAGCACCCGGUUCGGGCAGCCAAUCAUCCGUGCAGCUACCAGAGCUGUUGCGACGCUACCCACCGAUGGACCACGAUGACUUCCCUUUGCCGCUGGACAUGGUGUACUUCUGCCAGCCGGAAGGAUGCGUCAGUGUUGGCUCCCGGCGUACCGGGUCCGCCAUCCGGGACACGACCUCCUUCGUGUUUACGCUCACCGACAAAGACUCGGGCAAGACGCGGUACGGCAUCUGCGUGAAUUUCUACCGUCCGAUCGAGAAGUCAUUGCCGCGCGUGAGUGUCGGGGCCGGUACGGCCGCUGGCAAGCAGCCCCCGAACUCCUCCCUUCGCCGCGAAUCCUGGCGCAAGAGUAUGGAGAAAAGCUCCGACUCGGCUUUUUCGAGUGACUAUCGGAGCAGCAACAUUGCGCCGAGCGACUCCUCCGACCGGGACUGUCCUAGCCGACGGGAUUCCGAUCCGCCGAACGCGGGCAACAACUACACCGCCACGCAUCAGUCGCUGCUGGGCGUGGUCGGACCGUCCGGCGACUCGGAGUCCGGCGGCAGCCAUUCGCCGUCGCCGCGCGCCUCGCGCAAGCGGUCGAAGAUCCGCAACCAUUCGCUCACCUCGCUCUGCAUCCUGUCGCAUCAUCCAUUUUUGACGAUCUUCCGCGAGUGUCUGUUCAUUCUCAAGCGGCUGAUCGACGCGUGCAACGAUUCCUGCAGCCCGAAGCGGGUCGGUGCCGCCCGACCGUCCGUGCGCGACAGCGUCUGGAACGUGCUGACCAACCAGGCCUCGGAGUCGACCAGCUCGGUGAUACUGCACGAUGUGCAGGAGAUUGAGACCUGGAUCCUGCGGCUGCUGUCCGCGCCGGUCCCUGUGCCUGGGUCGACGCGCGUCGAGGUAGACGUACUGUCCGCUGCACUCUACCAGCCGCUGGUCUUUGCCCUGCCGGAUCACACCCGAUUCACGCUGGUGGACUUUCCGCUGCAUCUGCCGCUCGAGCUGCUCGGUGUCGAUACGUGCCUGCGGGUGCUGACGCUCAUACUGCUCGAGCACAAAGUAAUCAUACAGUCGCGCAACUAUAACGCGCUCUCGAUGUCUGUGAUGGCGUUCGUGCAUUUGAUCUAUCCGCUGGAGUACAUGUUCCCGGUUAUUCCACUGCUGCCGACCUGUAUGGGCAGUGCCGAGCAGUUGCUGCUCGCGCCUACACCGUACAUUAUCGGCCUGCCAGCAACCUUUCUGAUGUACAAGAAGAACUUUCGAUUGCCGGACGACAUUUGGCUGGUUGAUUUGGACUCGAAUAAGCUAACACCGGCGUCCGGUGAUAUGGAAGCAAUACCAAUGUUACCUGAGCCGGAAGGUGGUAUACUGAAAAAUCACUUAAAACAGGCCCUCAACUCCAUGACAACGGGUAGUCAAACGUCCUCGCUGCCUGUCCGUCAGCAAGCCACGGGCAACGGUCGCGAUAGCUUCAGCAGCUCGAACGCCACCACUGGGCUAGCGCUGCAGGCUCCCCAAGCGUCUGCAUCGCACGGUUCGAAUCACGGUGGUGCCUCGUCGAACGCCGCUAUGCCCAUGACCGGACUCUCCAGUUCCACGGCCGCCUCCCAACAACCGAGCCCCGUGGGACAGCCGUCGACCGUAAAUCCGCUCAUCUUUGGUGCCGACGUCGACUCGGUAGACGUGGCGACACGCGUUGCGAUGGUGCGCUUCUUUAACUCGCAAAACACACUCGCAAACUUUACCGAACAUACGCGAAUUCUGCGGCUGUACCCGCGACCGGUUGUCGCCUUCCAGAUCAACAGCUUCCUGCGGUCACGGCCGCGCACGUCCGCCUUUCUCAACCGCUUCGCUCGCACCCAGGCCGUUGAGUGGCUGGCCGAGUGGUCGCUAACGCCCUCGAAUGUGGCGUUUCUGCGCGUGCAGACAGGCGUGCUAGACCCGGCGCAGGUCGGCGAUAAGCCGAAAUGGUACGCCCACACGCUCAACCCGAUCCGCUUCCAGGUGUGGGACGAGGGCAGCACGCUGAGCGUGGCACUGAAGCGCAUGCUGCGUCUCGAGAAUCAGCCCACCGAUGAGAGUGGUUCCGAUUCGGACGGCGCGGACAGUACCAGCUCGUCCUACUCGUCGCUGAGCGACUUUGUGUCUGAGAUCGUAUCAUCGGACCUGUCGCCGAGCCUGCACGAGGUGUACGCCAACCAGCACCAUCAUCACGUCGCGCCGAAGAACCUGUCGUCCAACCUGGAUCCGCGUCUGGUGUAUCGGCCGCCGAGCUCGCUGCGCUUUCCGGAAGGUAUGCAGCCGCAGCCGCGAGAACCGAGCGGCACGGAGCAGGUAGACUCGGCCGAGUCGACCUCGUCGAGCCAGUCCGAUCUCAGCUCGCCCAGCUUCAACCGUGACUCGGAGUUCGAGUUCAACCCGAAGACCCGCAACGAGGUGCACCUGGUCGUGAAGCCGGAGCGCGAGCACGGCAGCUUCGAGAACGAGUCGGACUCCAACUCCACCACCACGCCAAAGACGAUCGUAUCGAAGGACAGUGGGGGGUCGCACGAGGCCGUCACAGGCGUGAAGCGCACCGGGAAGCUGUCCAAGAUUCCUCCACCCAUAUCGCCGAACUUUGCGCGCCAGCAGAGCGGGGCGAACUUGCUGGCACGCACGUCAAGCUCUGGCUCUACCGGGUCCGGCAGCCAUCCGCCGUCGCUUGGAUCUGCCGGAUCGCAGCGCCAGAGCUCGCAGGGCUCCCUGUUCGAGGUGCUGACCACGCAGGCGAAGGAACUGGUUAGGGAGACGACCCGCCAGAGCAGCCAGGAUGGGCUCCUGGCACAGAUGGACAAGUUCAAAGUGCAGGCCAAGGAAAUAGAAGAAGAUCUCAAGAUUCUAGCUCCUCUUGAGCAGCUUACGUUGCAGGCUAAGAAGGCCGCAGAGGAGGCGUCUAAGCAAGCGCUCGAAGCGUCCAAGCAGGCGGCUGGCGUUAGCAAGAACACCAUCGAAGAUCUGACCUAUGUCGGCAAAUCUACCAUCGGCGAUCUCACUAAAUCGGCCAAGGAGGUAGCGGCCAAGAAGGGGCUGCUGCAGCAAGGUACCGGUCCGUACACUGGACCACAAUCGCUGAAUUCUCCGACCACAAACACGGUGGCGACCACCAACCAGUCGCUAUUUUCAUCGAUCACCAGCGACUUCAACGGUAUCGCCCAGUCAACAUCCUCAAUGUUUUCCGAUCUGUUCGGUGGCAAGCAGAAACACCAGCAGCAACAGCAGCAUCACCAGCAGCAGCACCAACAGCACCACCAACAGCAGGGAGGCGAUUCACAUCGUGGGACCAGCAUGCUACAGCAACAGCAGCUCAAAAUGAAGGAAAAACUAUCGUUCGAUCCAUUUCCCGGCCGCAAGGGGCUGGUGGAGCGAAACCCGCUGAUCAAGCACUCUGGCCCAAAGCAAACGAAGGAGGAAAUGCAGCGAAUACAGAACGCCGAACGAUCGACGAGUAACUCGGAAAAUCAAACCUUUCUAAAGGAUCUGGUCAACCAGGUCCUAGCCGGGGAGGGCGUUGGAUGGCUGAAGCUGAACCGACUCAAGAAACUGAUGGAGGACGAAUCGUAUCGUAUGCUGGUGCUGGGAAAGCUCAACAGGACGCUAGAGCGAAAGAUUGGCCCAGACGACCAUAUCGACGACGUGUGCAUAUCGAAGGCAGUGUACAAAGGAACGCUCAAGUGUUUGUUGGCGAUAACGCACGGGCUGGAGCACACGAUAGGGAACUUUGGUCUCGGCGGGAUGGCGUCCGUGUUUCAAAUGAUGGAAAUCGCUCACACGCACUACUGGAGCAAGGAUUUAAGUGAAGGUGCGGGUUCCGAGAUGUCUGCCAGCUUGCUGUCCAGCCAGAGCGUAAGUCCGAUGGGCAGUCGGGAGAACCUAAGGUCACCCCAAAGCCCCACGGAGCUGUCGGAUUGGAUGCUGGGUGGCUCUCGCAAAAGCUCCAGUGCUAACAACGACCAUAUCGCCCUCUCGCGUCACCCGUCGGAGAACGAGCAGGAGAACCAAUCUACGUCGGAAAUGUUCAAGGACAUGCUGUCCCUGAAACGGAAUGUGUUGUUCAACAAGCUGACAUCCUUUGAGUCGGAGGGUAGCAUUGCGAUGCAAGAUUCAUCUGGGACAUUAUCUGUCGCUAGUGACGUUUUGCCGCAACAGCAAUCCGGUGACUUUUUGGCUACCUCUAUCUCUUGCCGUUCGACGGUGUCGGAUACCGAGUAUGAGAAAUUUCCGAAAAGCUCCACCCUGAAGGACGCAAAAAAGAUGGCGGGUGGUAUAUUUUCCGGCAAGUCAUCACUAAGUGCGGGCUUUCGCUACACUGGCGGCAGCCUAAUUCCGUCGUCCGGGUCGCCUUCGCCGGAUGCGCCCCGGGUGUAUCUGUUCGAGGGGCUGCUAGGUAAGGAUCGGUCCAGCAUCUGGGACCAGAUGCAGUUCUGGGAAGACGCGUUCCUGGACGCGGUCAGCCAGGAGCGGGACAUGAUCGGCAUGGAUCAGGGACCGGGCGAGAUGAUGGAGCGCUACAAGGCGCUGUCCGAGUCGGAGCGCAAGCGACUCGAGCACGAUGAGGACCGGCUGCUGUCCACGAUGCUGUACAAUCUGACAGCAAUUCUGGUAAUGCUGAAUGUACACAAGCUGGAAAUCAAGAAAAAAGUACGGCGACUGCUAGGCAAGAGCCACAUAGGGUUCAUUUACUCGCAGGAGGUGAACCUGCUACUCGAUCAGAUUAAUAAUCUGCAUGGUAAUGACAUCGAUCUGAAGCCGCUGGGAUCCCGUUUGCUGCACCGGCAAAGCUUCACCGUACACCAGGGCAUCGAUGCGAGCGGAUCGCUCCGCUUCAUUGAAGUGCGUGACGACGGACUGGUGCUGCGUUCGGUGAACGGUAGCAUCACCGAGCGAUGGUGGUUCGAGCGGCUAGUCAACAUGACCUACUCGCCGAAAACGAAGGUGCUGUGCCUGUGGCAGCGUAACGGGGGCCAAACGCAGCUGCACAAGUACUACACGCGCAAGUGCAAGGAGCUGUACAACUGCAUCAAGGAGUCGAUGGAACGCAGCGGAUGCGCCGGCCAGGCCCCCGAGCUGGGAGGCGAGUUCCCAGUGCAGGACAUGACGACCGGCGAGGGCGGUCUGCUCCAGGUGUGCCUUGAGGGCGUCGGACUGUUGUUUGCGAACAGCAAGUUCUUCAUCCGGCUUAAUCAUAUACGGAAGUGCUUCACACAGAAAGGUGGCGUGUUCAUUCUGGAGGAGUACAAUCCCAAAACAAGACUUAUUAUUCAACGAAAAUACAAAUCCGCCAUGGCCGACCAGAUAUGCUACGCCGUGCUGUGUGUUUUCUCGUACAUUGCGGCGGGCCAGGAGCAGACCAAGCAGCAGCAGGGUGCAGCGGCGAAAGGGGCUGGGACAGCGGGACCACAGCACGUACCGGUACCGACCAUGCAGCUAUCGCCCUCCUCCAAACCGUCGCAAUCGCAACACCAACAGCCGCCCCAGCCGCAACAGCAGCAGCAGCAGCACCAGUCGCAGAAAAUUCAACAGACGCAUCUUCCACAGCAAAGCUCGCCCAAGCUGAAGACGGUCGUUGGCAAACCGAUCAGCCCUAAGCAGUCGGCACCAACGAUCCAGCCACCGGCAGCGCAUGCCGCGGCUCCAUCGCCGGCCCCGAUGCAAGCACAAUCGCAACCGGCCCAAACGCUUCCGAAGAGCACACCGCCCACGCCGCAGCCCGAGCCGGCCAGCCUGGACCGCGUCAAGCCGCCCACGGUGCCGGCCCGUCCGAAGGUCACCACGGCCGGCUCCGUGACCAGCAGCCCGCCGGCAACCAAGGCACCGGUCCUGGUGUCGAACCGUGGCCCCCCGCCUGCCAUACCGCCCCGCACCAGCCUGUCGCAGCGUUCCGACUCGGUGUGCAGUGCGUCCGGCCACCAGCAACCGCUGCAGCGCCAGUACUCCGCCAUCGAGCCGUCCUCGUCCGGGCGCUCGGCGACCGCCAAACCGUUCCCGUUCCGCUCGCUGCAGAAGCAGUCGACGGAUGCUGGCGGUAGCAAGGCGGGGCAGGAGUAGGCUAAGCGCGGAUGGCUAGUAGAUGUCUGGGAAAUGGGACAGUCUUUGCGUCGGCGGUAGUAAGCCGUCGUUUGCAAACGCAUGGCGCAUCCAUUGGGCGCAUUUGGGCGCGCGUACCACUAGAACACAACGAUCGAAACGCUAGCCAGGAUGAGGAUUCAAUGAGGUUCGCUAAAUGUCAAACCAGAGAAGAGCAGAAACUGAGAGAGAGAGAGAGGAGAGAGAGAGGGAAACAAUAGAUGAAGGAAGUGUUAUCCACUGGACAUGGAGUAUCAAAUAGCAUAGUUCAAUCAAUAAUUAGCAACAGAUGUAUAGACCCCAACACGACACAUGGGUAUUGCGUGCUGUUAAAAGUAAGCUUUAAAUGCCACAAACCCCUGCGGGUAGGAUGUAACGAGCGGGUCUCGCUUCUAGGUGUUUCAGUUCCGUCGAUUUGCCUGUUUGCUGUGUUUUGUGGCAGUGCUGUAAACCGUUAUUGUGUUACUGUUGUCCGCCCUGGUUUUUGGUUCCUACUGUGAGAUGCUUUCCCUGUGCACAAAUCGUUAUUUAUAGAUCUAUAUACAUAUAUUAACAAGAUUGGUAUGCGCGGUCCGAGCAGGACACAUUCGCUGAUAGUGUGAUAACAAAGACAUACAAUGUACGAAAGUAGGAAUAGAAGAGUACUGCCAGAGUUCGAGCCGUCUCGGUCGGCGGUAAAUGCCACAGAGCGGGCACAAUGUAAGCCAUUUGCAGCCGAUCGAAGGUAUCGAAAGAACCCCAACGUCGCAUCAGUCGUUGCGCUUACGUUUAAGUUGACCCUUUAAGCUUUAACACUACACAUACAAAUAUACAUAUAUAUAUAUAUAUAUCACGAAUGGCGGCACAACAGCAAGCACCCGCUCUCUAUAUUACUGUUUUACAUUGUUGAAGCAUGUUAGACGAAGUGGCAGCUGUGUGCAGCAGUUACAUCCCCGCCCACCACCAGCUCCCCCGAAUCCUAGUGUAGUUCCGCCAGUGUGAUAGCAACCUAGACGCGUUAGCGACCACAAGAGCAAUACAAACUUUCUAGAGCAAACAGAUGAAGCAACAAAACAAAACAAAAACGAGACACCGGGAAGGAAAAAAGUGUAAAAUUAGCGCAUCAAAUAUAUAUAGAUAUGGCGACGCGUACACCUGUCACCAACAA